GAGUCCUCAGUCCUCACUCAAAGAGAAAAUGGCAGUGGAGAUCCUCGAGUCUUGCAUGGUGACGCCCAGCGAGGCGACGCCGAAACAAGCGGUGUGGCUUUCCAACCUCGACCUGCUGGUGGCCAGGGGCCACACGCCCACCGUCUACAUCUACCGGCCAAGCUCCGGCCAUGCCUCUUUCUCGCCGGACGUCCUCAAAGCCACGCUGUCCAGGGCGCUCGUCCCAUUCUAUCCACUUGCCGGCCGGCUCGCGCAGGAUGACGCCGGCCGCCCGGAGAUCAGCUGCAGCGGUGAAGGGGUCCUCUUCGUCACUGCGCGGGUGGACUCCACGCUCGACGUCCUCGGCGACUUCGCCCCGUCCGAGGAGCUGCGGCGGACGCUUGUCCCCUCGGCCGAUGCCAGCGGCCUCGCCGGCAUCUUGGCUAUGUUUCAGGUGACAUUCUUCAAGUGCGGCGGGGUGUGCCUGGGCGUGGCCAUCCACCACACGGCGGCGGACGGCCUCGCGGCGCUCGAUUUCGUGAACGCGUGGGCUGCCAUCACGAGGGGCGACGUUGGCGUGCCCGGCGCGAGCCCCUGCCUCGACCGCACGCUCCUCCGCGCGCGCUCCCCUCCCUCCGUGCUCUUCGACCACGCCGAGUACUCCCGGCGCGGCGGCGGCGAGUCGAAGCCCCGAGCCCCGUUCGGCUCCGCCAUCCUCCCCAUGUCCAAGAACCAGAUCGACGCGCUCAAGGACGGCGCCGGUCAGGGCAAGAGGCUCUCCACGUUCAAGGUCGUGGUGGCCCACGUGUGGCGGUGCGCGUGCAAGGCGCGCGGGCUCGCGGCGACGGAGGACACCCAGCUGUACACGACGGCGGACGCGCGCACCCGCGUCCACCCGCCGCUCCCAUGUGGCUACUUCGGCAACGCCAUCUUCCGCGCGUCGGCGGCGACCAAGGUCGGCGACGUCGCCUCCGGGCCGCUGGACGCCGUCGCGGAGAAGGUCACCGGCGCGACCGCCCGGCUGGACGACGAGUACGUGCGGUCGCUGCUGGACCACCUGGAGCUGCAGGCGGCGGACGCGUCGGGGCUGCGCAAGGGGGAGUGGGUCAUGCCGGAGAGCGACCUGUGGGUGAUAAGCUGGCAGGGGCUGCCGGUCUACGGCGCGGACUUCGGCUGGGGGCGGCCGGCGUUCAUGGGCAGGGCCUGCCUCCAGUUCGGCGGCCUCGUGUACCUCGUGCCUGGCCCCGACGACGACGGCCGGCUCGACGUCGUGGUGGCCAUGGAGCCCGAGAGCCUGGCCAGGUUCAGGGAGGUGUUCUACCAGGAGCUCAUGCACUACUAGUCCGUCCGUUCUCCUGCAGAUUUUUCGCACGUAAAAACUAAAAACCCGUUCUCUCACUGUUUCACGUCGUGCCAGAACGGACCGUCGAUCUGCAGGUCAGCUAGCUAGAUGUAUCUGUAUGGCGUCGUCAUUUUAUGUGGGAUUGAUAGAUAGGCUACAAGUCUCGGUGUGCUACUUGUCGCUUGCAUGCAUGGUGUUCAUGAGAAGUUGUGUCACUACACGUACGUGCAUCAGGAGCUUAUGGCCCUGUUUGGUUCAACUUUUCUCGAUGGAUU
Messenger RNA from Triticum dicoccoides, 1596 nucleotides. RefSeq names its product putrescine hydroxycinnamoyltransferase 1-like. The record is from RefSeq and is a predicted model, not a curated record. NCBI's taxonomy places the organism in Eukaryota, Viridiplantae, Streptophyta, Magnoliopsida, Poales, Poaceae. Bases 29 to 1321 code for a protein of 430 amino acids. Gene Ontology annotation, molecular function: acyltransferase activity, transferring groups other than amino-acyl groups. The transcript has a single exon.